This is a messenger RNA of Laccaria bicolor S238N-H82, 238 nucleotides long. RefSeq lists its product as uncharacterized. Lineage: Eukaryota; Fungi; Basidiomycota; Agaricomycetes; Agaricales; Hydnangiaceae. Bases 2 to 238 code for a protein of 78 amino acids. The record is from RefSeq and is a predicted model, not a curated record. The transcript has a single exon.
CAUGAACCCCAUAGCCACGACGGCCACCAAUGCGACCACGAUCACCACCCGAACCCGAGCGCAAACACAAGCACAAACGCCAAACGCGGACGCCAACCCGAAUGCGAUUCCCGCGCGCUGUGAACCAAACGCAAACACCAGUGUGAACACGAGUGCCCCCACCAAGUCCUCGUCCAUGAAGGGAGCCACGAUGCAUGCACUAACGCCUCGCUCGCAGUGCGGAGGUGUCGAGGACUGA